This is a messenger RNA of Dermacentor albipictus, 5555 nucleotides long. Its product is annotated as iroquois-class homeodomain protein IRX-6-like. The record is from RefSeq and is a predicted model, not a curated record. Gene Ontology annotation, biological process: regulation of transcription by RNA polymerase II; neuron differentiation; cell development. Gene Ontology annotation, cellular component: nucleus. Gene Ontology annotation, molecular function: RNA polymerase II cis-regulatory region sequence-specific DNA binding; DNA-binding transcription factor activity, RNA polymerase II-specific. NCBI's taxonomy places the organism in Eukaryota, Metazoa, Arthropoda, Arachnida, Ixodida, Ixodidae.
GAGCGCGGCCGCCAGACGAGAUCGGGAGACUGCACAGCGCGCCCAUCGGCCGCGUUUCUCUGCCGACGUGCGCGUGCGUGUGGCGUGUGCACGCGUGUGCCAGACCGACCCCGAGACGACAGCCAUGGUCCUCCCUGGAUUGCCCGCCGCCUGAACCGGAGCCCGCGGCGCGGACCAGCGUCGACGGUAACUGCCAGGAAUCCUUGAGAUGUCACGUCCGAAGAUCUAGCGCUUGGGUUGACCAAAAAAGGCUCCACCACGGCAGAUAGCGGGGAAGAAAGAAAUCUGUGCAUCAAGCAGGUCCCGAUGCCAGGCCAGACGACUCAGAGUCUUCAUGGCAGCGCUCCAGCCGCCGGGACGCCGUGUUGCGAGUCCGGGCGCCCCGUCUUGACCGACCCGAUCACCGGCCAGACGGUGUGCUCCUGCCAGUACGACGCGCAGCUGCUCAACUACCAGAGGCUCGCCGCCUCUGGGCUGCCCAUCAACAUGUACGGGACGGCGGCGGCGUACGCCGGAGAGCAAGGCUUCCUGCCCCUCGGCGCCGCCGAGCAGUCCGCCUUCUACUCGCCUUCGGCAAAUGGCUUCGACCUGAAGGAGAACCUCGAAGCAUGGCGGAACCUCCCGUACGCUGCGUCCAUGUACUAUCCGUACGACUCGGCUGCCAUCGCCGGCUACCCGUUCGCGAAUGGGUAUGGCAUGGACCUCAACGGCGCCCGACGCAAGAACGCCACCAGAGAGACCACGAGUACGCUCAAAGCCUGGCUAAACGAGCACCGAAAAAACCCCUACCCUACGAAGGGCGAGAAGAUUAUGCUUGCCAUCAUCACGAAGAUGACGUUAACGCAGGUGUCUACGUGGUUUGCGAAUGCCCGGCGCCGGCUAAAAAAGGAGAACAAGAUGACCUGGUCACCUAGGAACCGAUGCGACGACGACGACGACGCGGACGGAGACGACGCGCCGCCCGCGCGACACGACUCCAAGGACGGCCAAGGAUCAGCGGCCGCUUCGCGCCAGGACAACUCCACUUCUUCAUCGGAGGCCGCGGCAAGGGCGGCUGAAGAACUGGCACGCCGGAACCACCAGCUGAUGGCGGCCGCGGCCGGCACAGCUGGUCUGCCGGAGAACCGCAAGAGGCCACGCGAUGAGUCUGACGAUCUCGUGGACGUGGACGACGACUCGAGGUCCUCGGACCUGACCGACCUGCGGCGGCCGAGCGGGACGUCGCAUUCCUCGGAGGAGCCCCGUCACGGGCUGCAGCAGGGCGGCGGCAACUUGUCGGACGCCUCGCUGUCUGACUCCGAGUCUUCGGCGCGGACGCCCGCGGCAUCGCCCAACGGACAUAGUGACGUGUCUUCGGCUCCGAAGCCGCGCAUAUGGUCUAUCGUGGACACGGCCACGUCCGGCAGCCCCAGCCACAGCAUGCUGUCGCCGGGGACGCCGUCGGCUGCCGCAGUGGCGGCGCGCAUGGCGUCGCUGCAGCGCUCGGCGCGGCUGGACUACCUGUCACCGUACCACAAGACGAGCUCGUGGUACGCCAGUACGUUGGGCAGCCUGGGCGGCGGCUCGUUUCCCCUGUCCACUGUGUACAGCGUGCCCACCAUCAUGUCCCCAGCGGCGGGGCUGGCGCCAGUGUCGGCCGGCUCUCCCCUUACGGACUCGACGACGGCCGCGUCGCUGAGCAGGUUACGGAGUGCCGCCGCGUUCUCUGCGGCCGCCGACAUGGUGCUGCCGAAGCCGGCCGCCGCUCCGCCGCCGCCGGGGCCCUCGGGUGCCUUCAACCUGAGCCGGCUGGCGCCGGCGCGCUCCUCGGCCGCCGCGAUCGCGGCCGCCGUCGCCUCAACCAGCAGCAGCCCGUCGACGAGCCAGGCGAGCGCGCCGCAGCCCAGCCCCUCAUGAGGCAGCGCCCGGCGACGGCUCCGUACUGCUGCCGGUCGCAGCGCCGUCAUCCGCGCGCCGGGCCGCCAGGAACACGCUUCUCUCGAGGGAUGAGCGCUUCGGACUUCGUCGCCGUGUUUUCUCCCGCGUAGUGUGUGUGUGUGUGCGUGUGUGUGUGUAUGUGUGUGUACGUGCCGCUGUCCCAGCGUCGUAGCACUGCAUGUAGACUGUGCCGUCACAAUGACGUGCGCGCGCACCUUAGAAGACCUCCCUUCCUCUGGCUGCUGUGCCGUGUGUGCAACUCGCGAGAAUUUCGACAGCACGCCGACCUUGUGCUGAACUAUCAUCAUCUCGAGCUUCCUACUCAAGCAUGGGGCAUUUAUUUGUUAUCACUAGUGACUUCGCGCUCACUGGGCACCGCUUGGCUACAAUGACAAACUGAAAGAUCCCAGCGCCGCUAGCGAUCCAGGCUCUGGAUGUCACAAAGUUUACGUGGCACCUCUGCGGGCGCGGACAAGCUUGCUUUUAGACGAAUGGUUUGUAGCACUCGCUCACAACUGCGAAAGAGAGGAUACAGUGCGUGGACCUCUUCCAUCCCCUUCGUCCCUUCCCCACCCUUGUACAUAGAAACGAAGAAGGAGAAAAAUAUCUCGUGUCCUGUUUGCUGCCGCCUCACCCUACAUUGAUGUCAUCUUGCAUCGUUCACGCAGAGACCCUCUCUACAAGCCUCGCCCCCACGCCCUCUUGCUGCUCUUAUGUACUAGUGUUGAGACCGACACGGCUUUUCUUUUCUUCUUUCGUUGUUGUUGUUGUUAAAGCACGUCAAGAAAGGUCCAGUGCGCCGAUAUUUUAGGACGUUCGCGUAUUUUGUAACGACCGAAGUGGCUUCAAGUCCCUAAUGUAGGAAACCCUUUAACGUUGUCUUCAUUGAAGCUUACCUACGUGGCCUAUUCCCUCGAGUUGCGCCGCAUUUUUUUAGUCAAAUAGGAAAACCCUGUGCAGGCCGCAAGCAGGUUGCAGCGAUUGUAUGAUUUUGUGACGUGUUUUUCGUAAGAAGUUGUACUAGCUCUCGAAUUUACGCUGAAUAUCUUUUGCAGCUCUCGCUCAUAGUUGCGCAUGUGAAUCAGCGGGAACAACUUUAUGUGCUAGCUACACAUGGGUUCAUUGAAUGAACACUUGUCUGAAUGACUAAACAGCAUAGCAAGCACCCUUGUGUGUGGUAAUGUGGACGGAUUUGCGGAUUGUUCCAAAUUUAAACCUUUUUAUUUUUUUUUUCAAUGUUCAAGCAAUCGUCAUACUUUCUGCUUAAAGGCUUGUUUGUGGUUGAAUUGUCAUCGCAGCCUACAUCACACCGCAAUUGUAACACUGUCCAUGCCUCACUCAAUGUACUGUAGUACAAUGGCUGAUUCUUUUAGCUGGAAAGCGCUGGUAUCUUGUUUGAAGGCCUUCCGAGCCAAGGAAUUCAGCCCAGCGCGGGACAAUGAAAUUGUGAGAGACGUCAAACUUUCUCACUUCAUAAUGUAAAUUUAUAAACUAUGCUGGCAUUUGCGAGAUGAGGCACAAGCUGACACAUAUCAAUAAGGCUACUAUGUCCAGUGCGUUAUCUGGGAUUUUUUAGGCUAUUUGGGCACAGGCUAUAUGGAUACGCUGAGUCAUUGACAGGAAACACUAGAAGUUUAUGAGGGUCACCAAGAAUGUACGAUCAUUUAAGUUCACAUCUCACCAUUUCGCAGCUAUUAUCAAAUGUUUCGCAAAGCCAAAGUGAUAAGUGCUCCGUACAAUAGUAUAACGCUCUUUUUACUUAGAAAUAUUUAUUUUGUUGUCUUUUCAUUUCUCGUCAUUGUGGAAGUUCUGCAAACGUGUAACAUCGCGCGUAACGGAUUGAGGUGGUUGUGUAAAGUCAGAUCAUCUGCAGGAGCAAAUAGCUGCGGCUUGCGUUGUGUGGGGUGACGCAUGUUUCGUACUGUUUAAUGGAUGUGCCACAGCGAAAAGUGACUGGUGGAUACCCGCUACAUGCGCUAGCUAAACUAAUGCGAAAACUUAAAGUGCGAGGACGAUAUUUUUCAGUCAUAUGUCGAGAAUUAUGCAAGGUUGCCCUAACUACCUAAUAAAAGGCUAUCGUGCAACAUGAGAGAGCAUGAUAUCGGGCAAUGAUUUACACGGUUACAAAUUUGUUUUGCCCCGUUCAGAUGAGUGACAUACCGGUUCCAUUUAGAUGUAUAUAGUUCACUGCUCCGUGAACGUUUUAUUCCUUUUUUUUAUUACGAAGUGUACGUGGACCAGGCGUUUAGGUACUCAUGUGAGCUGAUGGAAAAAAGAAUACUCACCUAAUGAUGGCCUCGAGAGCUACGGCAAGAAUAUUGUUACUUUAUUUAUGUUGCGGUAAUGUGGGAAUUGUUAGGUCAUAGAUACAUCAUGGAAGAUAAACACACGGUGACACUGAUUUCCAUCAAAGACCGGGUUUGCCGAAUAGUCAAAGGCGUGUGCACAGCACACUUAGUCUGAAAUUAAAUAGGGGGAAAAUUGCGCCCUGGCGCACUUUGUAAAUCAAUACCUGGUUGUUAAGAAAAGGCAUGCGCACUUUGAGCCAUGGCAUCGCGUUGGAAGGCCGAGAUCCCAUAUAAUUCAAAAGGUUAUGCGGUAUCUAGGGUAUACGCACAAUUGGGGACCGGAGGGUAAUAGGGAGGGGAAUAGGGAGAGAAAAAGGACGCGCAAUCGGAAUGUUCAAAUUUUUUUCUCCAAAACAUUGUUAUAAUAAUUAUUAUUUCAAUGUGAGUGACUUUACUGGAUGCAGUCGGAGCGUGCAAUGUAACCUAGGAUGUGUUGAUCAUAUCGUCCGAAACUGCAGAAAGUGAAAGGCAUUUUAUUAACUAUUAGAACUUGGGGUUGCACAUUUGUUUUCGAGCGUUGCGCAUACGUACUUGGAGCGACAAAAUUCUACUGUGCUUUUGACUGCGGCACUUGCAUUUCCCGCCUGCCUGGUGAUAUUUGCGAACUUUGCUGCUAUAAGCAGGAAGUGACGCGUUGAUGGAAGUAAACUGCCGUCUAUUUCGUGCGGGGGAAUAGACCACACCAUAUGUGACGUUUCGAGUUCUGUACUGAGUCAGUUCGGAUGUGUUGUUACUUUACGCCAAGCUGCUUCAUUUUGUCAAUGCUCUCUGUGCACAAAGCCAAGUUUCAGCAGCUACCACCGUGGACUUGGCGUUUUACACUGAUGUUUCUAUUCUGUUCUCAUUCUAGUGCUGUGGGUUACUGUGAGUGACGUGCUAGGUUCUGCAUAUUGAGCUGCUAAAGGAAAAAGAAGCAUGGCGUUACCAAGAGGUGGCGUGGAGGCACAAUGAACUUCCCUCUGUAACUUAUUCAAAGGCAAUGGUGCAAACGGACUGUAAAUAUUUAAAAAAGAAGUGAAUGGUGCAGUGUGUGCAUAGAAAAAAAAGAAACAAAAAGCAGGAUGAUGAAUUUUCGACCCUGAACGCAAAACAGAAUGUAAACUCUUCUGUAAUAUUUUAUUGUUUUGUUUUGCGUGUCUUAGUUGUUGAUUUCACGUCCUGAACACUUUAUUUCCAUUUCGAGCCGCUGUCGCUACUGGUUCUCUGGCAACCAUGACGAUGACAGACUGCGUGUGUAAUACAGUAAAAUACAACGUGUUGGAUUAAAAUAUAGUGAUGAUAAAAACAUCA